GCAACAGAAGCAGCGGAGCAUUACGCGCGGCCACGCGGCAAAGGAAGCACCUGUGUCUGCGGGAAAUAAACACCACACCUGUGACUAUCCCUCGCACUGUCUUGGGUCCGCCAUGUGGGUCCUGGAUAAAAUCCGCGGGUCGGUGGAGACGGGCGUGCUGCGUCAGGGUGAGAGCGGCGACAAGAAAGGCGUGGCCCCGCCCUACUCCAACGUCCUCACCCCCGACAAGAUCCCGGACUUCUUCAUCCCGCCAAAGCUGGUCAGCUGUGCUCCGGAGCCUGAGGUUCCGCUGGCGAAGCCCAAGGAGACUCUGCAGCCGUCGGAGCAAACCAUCAGCAGCGGGAGAAAGAUCAGCGGUCCGAAGAGUCCGCGUCUGGUCGCAAAGCUGGCGGGAGACACCAAGAACCUCCUGAAGGCGGCCAAUCGUCACAUCAUUCAGAUCGAGAGCGCCGACGACGUCCCCGGCGACACCAACGCCGACCCCCAGUCGCAGACCGCCAUGUCUCUCCCCUACGUCCCCAAGACCCAAACUUCGUACGGAUUCGCCACCCUGAAGGAAAGCCCCCACACCCGCCGCAAGGAGUCGCUGUUCCACUGUGACAUCAGCAGUCCCAUCACGUCCCCCAACAUCCAGAGGAAGACCAGCAAGGACGGCGGCGGCGGCGGCAACCACCUGAACCCGGCCGACUGCAACGCCUCCCACAUGAACCCCUACCGCUACUUCAGCGGCGGCGAGAGCGACACCUGCUCCUCGGCCGAGUCGUCCCCCUUCAGCUCGCCUCUGCUGUCGCGCUCCGCCUCGCUGCUGAAGAUCUUCACGCACGAGACGCAGGCCAAGGUGGUGAAGGCCAAGCGCACCUUCGCCCGCCACAGCUCCCUCUCCACCGACGAGUGCAGCUCGGCCGAGCCCAGCCCCAGCCUCCAGCGCCGCCUGCACAUCCCCUCCUUCCACUGCGCCACGCCGGCGCCGGAGCACGGCCUGCAGCGCCAGCACACCGUCAAUCUGCACAAGGGCGGCACCCUCAGGAUCUGCGCCGACUACGACGCCGGCACCUCCCGCCUGCGCAUGCGGGUGCUGGCGGCCGAGAGUCUGUACGACAAGCAGUGCGACAUCAAGGGCGUCAACUGCUGCGUCUCCGUCUACCUGAACCCCGGCAAGGUGCAGAAGCAGAGGAGCAACAUCAUCAAGAACAGUCGCAACCCCGUCUUCAACGAGGACUUCUUCUUCGACGCCAUCAGCUCGCUGCAGGUCAAGAACCUGUCGGUCAAGUUCAAAGUGGUCAACAAAGGAACCAGCCUGAAGAGGGACACGCUGCUGGGGGAGUGCGAGGUCCUCCUCACCAAGCUGCUCUCGGGGGUCUAAGAGCGCCCUUGGACCUUCACCACUUCUUUGCACGGCUUCUUCUGCUCCCAUCACCACUUCUUGACCACUUUCAGUGCAGCUCACUUUGCCUGCUGCACUUUGCUGCACUUUGCUGUACUUUGCUGCACUUUGGUGUACUUUGCUGCACUUUGGUUAUGGCAGACUUAGUCAGGGGCGGAGAGUUAGGACGGUUCCAAGGCCCCCCUAAAAAGUAACCGCUGCAAAGGAGGCGCUAAAGUUUCUUAGUUUUUUUCAUGGUGACACAAAACUCCAGUCCUGGUCUUACUUCAAAAAGUACACCGUAAAAAUACAUCUGUGGAUUUUACAGUAAAAAAAAAAAGUUUUUACUGUAGAUGGAUUAAUACGGAGCCCCUAAAGGGACG
Messenger RNA from Nerophis lumbriciformis (worm pipefish), 1746 nucleotides. Its product is annotated as C2 calcium-dependent domain-containing protein 4C. NCBI's taxonomy places the organism in Eukaryota, Metazoa, Chordata, Actinopteri, Syngnathiformes, Syngnathidae. The record is from RefSeq and is a predicted model, not a curated record.